AUGGGUGGAAAUGCUCAAACUCAGUAUGCUCCUUCAGAUGGAGGAGAAGAGGGUAUCCCUGUUGAGAUGCCGACCAAGAAGGCUGUUAGUUCUUGGGUGCACCUUCUUGCGGGCGCGAGCGGUGGAAUGGCUACCGCGAUAGUGACUUCGCCUCUUGAUGUCUUACGAACUCGUCUUCAGUCCGACUUUUAUCAACCACAAAAAGGCUCCGACGCCUCCCUUCCUCAAACCUCACAACGAUCAAGUCAUAAAACGCUACGGAUUAUCAAUUCCAUUUAUCGUGCUGAAGGCUGGCGAGCCUUCUUUCGAGGCCUCGGGCCAAGCAUGGCCGGUGUAGUACCGGCGACCGCCAUCAAAUUUUACGUAUACGGCAAUUGCAAGCGUGUUGGAGCUCAACUCAUGGGACACACGGAAGACUCUGCUAUCGUCCAUGCCCAAGCUGCAAUCUGCGCCGGACUCGCAACCUCAACAGCAACGAAUCCAAUAUGGCUUGUCAAAACACGGCUACAACUUGACAAAACACAAACACACACCGGUGGUCCUUCGACUCGUCGAUAUCGCAAUAGCGUUGAUUGCAUCAGGCAAGUCAUGCGAAAUGAGGGACUGGGUGGCUUUUAUAGAGGAUUGAGCGCAAGCUACCUCGGCUCGAUUGAAACGGCUCUACAUCUGGUGCUCUAUGAACAGUUGAAAACUAGGCUCAAUCGGUCAUUAGAAGCUACCGAGGGGCCAAGGACUCCCUUCUGGAACGAAGUGUUCCAUUGGGUUAGUACUAGUGGUGCCGCGUCUUCCGCUAAGCUCGUGGCAGGUCUCAUCACAUAUCCUCAUGAGGUUAUCCGAACACGAUUGCGCCAGGCACCUGUGGAGCAUGGCCAGGCCAAAUACACAGGGCUGGUACAAUGCUUCAGUACCAUCGCUAAAGAAGAAGGUAUGGCGGGCUUGUACGGAGGUCUGGCCCCUCACAUGCUCCGUUCUUUACCCUCAGCUAUCAUUACGCUUGGCGUAUAUGAAUUUGUGCUCCGGGUCACUGGCGCUUAG
Messenger RNA from Penicillium roqueforti, 1035 nucleotides. Its product is annotated as putative mitochondrial carrier protein (Rim2). The transcript is spliced from 3 exons. Gene Ontology annotation, molecular function: pyrimidine nucleotide transmembrane transporter activity. Lineage: Eukaryota; Fungi; Ascomycota; Eurotiomycetes; Eurotiales; Aspergillaceae. Bases 1 to 1035 code for a protein of 344 amino acids. Gene Ontology annotation, biological process: pyrimidine nucleotide import into mitochondrion. The record is from RefSeq and is a predicted model, not a curated record. Gene Ontology annotation, cellular component: mitochondrion.